Messenger RNA from Diaporthe batatas, 1792 nucleotides. RefSeq lists its product as uncharacterized. The record is from RefSeq and is a predicted model, not a curated record. Gene Ontology annotation, molecular function: RNA binding. The transcript is spliced from 5 exons. The coding region runs from base 791 to 1366 and encodes 191 amino acids. NCBI's taxonomy places the organism in Eukaryota, Fungi, Ascomycota, Sordariomycetes, Diaporthales, Diaporthaceae.
UGAAUAGUUUAGUAUUAAUUUGAGUACGAAGAUCUCCGAGUCGUCCAGAGCUGCGCCCUGCAAUCGUCCAUGAGCGCUCCGUCAGGUACGGUACAUUGCCAAGUCCUAGCAAGCCACGUCCCAGCCACUACCUAGGUUUGAUUAUAACACCACUACACCGCGAGAUAUAAAGUAAUGUGGUAUCUUACUGCUGAAAGCCCCCAUGAACUCCUAAGCUCUGAUUUGUUGAAGCUAGGUAAUGAACCGUUUGUCUAGAGCUCCCCCUAAGGAGGUAGGAAGGCUUGGAGCUCUACCCUCAGACGGGACGGAAUUGUCCUAUCAAAAUCGAUCCUCAGCUAGUUAUCCCAUUGGAGGCUGUGCUAUGAGAACAAUGGCCGAAAUCGCUGGAUGGAGCUGGAGAAUGUGCAGGCAAAUGAUGAGACACUUUGGUGACGUUUUGCUGGGUGAAGUGUGCCUGCCACAGGCUUGCGGAGGUUGCAGCAGGCUGCCAGCAAGGGGAGGGGCCUUGAGCUCCUUGCGGCCUAGUCGCGGUCCGGCGGAACGAAAUUCAGUGCCAGGGAUGGUCUGUCAGUGACUGGAUUGACGCCUUCCGCCUUGACGCCAUGCUUGAAAUUUUCAUCACGUACCCCCGUCAACAUCCACUUCCAGCAACCCGCAAAGCUUCCCUCCUCAAGCGACCUCUCUCACAAUCGAUCGCGGUACAUUUACUCGAUCAUCUACCACCUUUGUCGACCGCCUCGACAAACCCACACUUCUCCUUUUCCCAACGACAACGCGUAUCAUUGCUCAGAUGGCUGAUGAAUCCGCCCCCUCCCCCACCUCCGGUGCCCCUGCCGCAUCCAGGUCGAUUUCGGAUGCCCCUCCCGCCAAGGCAACCAUCUACGUCGGCAACCUGUCGUGGUCGACCGAUGAGCAGGCCCUGAGGGAUACCUUCAAGGAGUUUGGCGAGAUCCAGAAUGCCACCGUUGUCAUGAGGGAUGGCAGGAGCGCUGGCUUCGGCUUCGUCGACUUCUUCAACAACGAUGACGCCCAGGAGGCCAUUAAGCAAAUGAACAACACCGAGCUUGAUGGACGUACGAUCACUGUCCAGGAGCGGAUUCAAAGGGCCGGCGGCGGCGGCGGCGGUUUUGGCCGAGGACGCGGUGGCUUCGGCCGGGGACGCGGUGGCUUCAACCGCGACGGCGGCGGCUAUGGUGGAAGGGACGGCGGCUACGGCGGUCGUGACGGUGGAUACGGUGGCCGAGACAAUGGGUACAGCCGUGGAGACUCAUACCGCGGUGGUGGACGUGGUGGUGGCUGGGGCCGCGACAGUGGCAGAGACAACAGCUACUCCGGCGGCAACGGAAGCCGGGAGGGUCCUUACUAAAGAAACGAGGAAACGAUAUGGCCCUCAAGCCUUGUGCGGGUGUGGAUCGAUGAGCUUUGGAGGACUGAGUCUGCUGAGUUGUCUUCGGGCGACCUCGGUUCUAAUACAAUGAAGUGCCGAGUCUGAGUUGGGCUGCUUUGGUGUAUAACAUUACUUCUCGAUAUUUCGUGGGAUUGUGGAGGAGCUCUAUAUGCUCUGAUACUGGGCGGACAAGACACAAAGAAGCACUCCUGCGUGCAACGAAUGCAGACUGCGUUUAGGGUGCUCGGACCGGCGAUGCCACAAACGGUGUUCAGCACUGAUCUUAUUCUCCAUGAUACAAUUGCCCUUGGGGCUGGCCAGCAUGCCCACCUGACGGCAGGAGUGGAUGGUCUAGUCGCUGGGCUCUCUCUAUAUACAUCGUAUAAACCAUUAACCAUCACACUA